Bufo bufo (common toad) is the source of this 3193-nucleotide messenger RNA. It is a transcript of the gene RILP, whose product is annotated as Rab interacting lysosomal protein. The record is from RefSeq and is a predicted model, not a curated record. Gene Ontology annotation, cellular component: ciliary basal body; cytoplasm. Lineage: Eukaryota; Metazoa; Chordata; Amphibia; Anura; Bufonidae. The transcript is spliced from 7 exons. Gene Ontology annotation, molecular function: protein dimerization activity. Gene Ontology annotation, biological process: cilium assembly. Bases 44 to 1042 code for a protein of 332 amino acids.
UCUGACUAGCCUCCAGCUUGACAGCUGCGGAGGCAGCAGCGGGAUGGAGGCUCCGGGGCGAGUGUGGCUGCGGGCCACGGGCUCUCUGUCGCUGGACGAUGUGUACAGCAUGGCGAAGAGCCUGGGCUCUGAACUGCAGAAACUGACCGAGCAGUACGGGCCGGACUCGGUGUCCGGGGUGGUCCCGCAGGUGGUGCGCGUCCUGGAGCUGCUGGAGGGCUUCGCGGCAACCGAGAGGGAACGGGGCCCCCCAGAGCAUGAGCUGCUGUUCCGGGCCGUGCAGAGCAUGCAUAUAGGCAGAGAGGAGCGACCUGCACCGGAUCUAGAGCAGAAGCUGCUGGAAGCUCAGAGAAAAGAACAUGGCCUUCAGAACCAGCUGUCCCAACUUACUGAAGAGAACCAGAAACUCUUGGUCCAAAUGACAGAGACAAAAUCCCAGGGAGAAUGUGCAGCAAGGGAAGAGCGAGAUCUGAUGCUCAAGUUGAAAGUAGUUGUGGACAGACAGAGGGACGAAAUCCGAUCCUUGACACAUGAGAUCCAGCAGAAGAACAGAGACACAGAAGCGAAUACAUCUGAAUGUAAAUCUCUGGAACAAGAUGGAAGUGAGAAAACCCCAUCAAACCAACCCUGUUUUACCAAGGAAGAUGUGAAGCACAUUGUACAGGAGAGGAAUGAGCUGAAGACUAAUCUGUUCCUGAUAAAUGAGGAGUUGCAGUAUUAUCACAGGGAGCUUCUAAAUGAUGAGAGGAUACCCAGCCUUUUGUUGCGUGGCAUGAAAUCUGCCAUCAGGAAACAGAGGAAGAAAAUUAAGGCCAAAAUGCUGGGUAUUAUGGAGUCUCCUACCAGCAGUGAUGAUGAGAACACAUGGACACAGACAACGGCAACAGACUGCGUGGACGCCAAGCCUUCAGACUCAAAAAUCAAGAGUUUGUUUGGGAUGUGGUAUGGGAAACCAGAAGCUGAACCGGGCCCCUGGGAAAUCAUCAACGUGAAAGAACUCACUAUGGUCGAGAAAGAAGAAAGCAGUUCUGACAAUGUCUGAACCCCAUCUUGUGGAACUCCCUACCACGUUGUACCGUCUGAUGCUGAUGACCAUUGUGAAGGGACAGUACAUAUCUGCAGUGUCACAUAGCAGGCUCUGCACCCUCUGUAAAAUGUAUAUUAAUUGUCCCAUAAAAGGGAACGCCAAUAUAUUUUUCUAACACUAUUUUUAUUGACAAUUCCUUUUAUAAUAGAAUGCAAUUUUUAAAUAUGUGUAUGUAUACAGGGUAUUUUUCAGCUGUAAAUUCUGUAUAAUUUAUAUCAGGAUUUUUGGAGUGUUUCUUAUUUAUCUUGAAGCACCAGAAAAUAAAUAUUUCACGGUAAUAUUUAGUAGAUGCUUCACGUUUCAAACAAGUGAAAUGUUUUCAUUGUCUUCUAUUAGGUAAUUCAUAUACUAUAUGAAUUUAAACAUGGACAUAAGGCACCCUUCAAAUUGACCCUUCGGUUCAAAAAAAAAAAAAUUCCCAUUAACUGGGGAACGAACAGAUUACUUACCUGAUGACCUCCUUUUCAUCUAUUCAGCUGCAGAUCCACCGGUUCCUGGACUCCUUUUCCAUCAUCCAAGAUGGCCACACCAUUUCUCAGACCACCUGAUCCAUGCUCUGUAGUUCAAGACACUGUUUGGUGCCCUUGGAUUGCCUAGCAUUGCGCACUUGAACAGUGCUGACUAAUCCAAGAGUAGGGCUGGACAAGUAGGAAGUGUCUUGGACUACCAGUGCAUGAGGUAGUGUAGAGGAGAAGUAGGAGUAGAAGAGGAGCCCAGGAAUUGACAGAUCUGCAGUUACAAAAAUGAAAUAGAGAGCACCAUGUAAGUGCUCUGUUCAUUACCCAUGUGAUUUUAUUUUAUUUUUUGAUAAUCGGAUGGUCACUUUGAAUGUUUUACUUUUGGUGUGCUUGGUCUUUUAUUAAGGUCCGUCCACAGGAGACAGAUACAUGGUGGAUUUUCUGCAGUGUUUACAAUAGCCAUUAAGUGAGUGAAAUUGUAGGAAAUCUCAUCCACACAGUGUGGAAAAAAUCUAUGUAAAUUUGUGCAGAAAUUGUCCUGCGGUGCGGUUUCUAAAUCCACAUCUUGUCAAUUUUUAUGCUGUGGUUUUUCACCACUGGUUUGGUUGAUUGAGGCAAAUUCCACAGCAAAUCUGCAAAGGAUAUUUUCUUUUGCAAAUUAUGUUCUGUAGGGACGUACCCCUAACCAGUAUUUGAUCUGCCAGGAAUAUUCCGAGGGCCGGGAUUUUUCUGCAUUCUUAUAUUAUCCCAUAAAAUGGUAAUUGAAUGCAUGUAGAUCACCAACUGCUCCAUUUUGUAAAGCAGAGUGGCAUAGACAACAUUCAGAUGGCAAUAUCGGAGGGACACUGUCUCCUGACAUGUCGCACUACUGACUGACACUAGUUGCAUCAUCAAUAUACCGCAUUUACGCUGUGCCAACCGGAAGGGAGGAAGCACUUCUGUUCUUUGUGUACAUCCGGCAAGGUCUGCUAUGUGUGGGAACGAAAAGAAGCCCAAUAUCCAGCAAGGAGGAGGGGAAAACUAUUUGUUAAAAGAUCCCCUCUCCAUGGCAUGAGCAUGCUCAGAAUACUGAGCAGUGAUCAGCAUGAUGUGAGUUGUAGUCCUUGUCACAAUCACUGAGCUAAUUAGCUUAAAAAAAGCUGCCCUACCUGAAUAAUCCAGGCAUAUGCGGUCCUUCUUUUCAAAUGCCUGAGAAAGGCAAUGCAGCAUUUUCAGAUGUCACUUGAAGGAGAAGAAAUUAAACAAAUGUAUUUUUUAAAUGUAAAAUUGUUAAUAAGAGUAUUAUGUGGUCUGUUGUGUUUUUUCUAAAUGUUGAUUUACGAUUAUUUGAUGUAAAUAAUAAACUAAAAAGAGCAUAAAUUAUAGCUGGGGCGUUUUGCUUGACAAAAUAGAGAAUUCCUAUUUAACCUCAUUUUACUAGUUGUCAGUGUCUCCGAUUAUCAUGGGAUAAAUUAAAGUGACCCUUAACUGGGCAACUAGCAGAACGCUCCCCUGGUGCCCUCCUUUAUAUAUUUUCUGCUGCGGUUCUGCCAAUUCCCAGGCUCCUCUUCUGUCGUCCAAGAUGGCUGCACUGCUUCUUGGACUACUUGAUGCCCUCUGUACAUCGGUACUCCAAGAAACUUCCUGCCCUGCUCUUGCAUUGGCCAGC